This is a messenger RNA of Papilio xuthus (Asian swallowtail), 921 nucleotides long. RefSeq lists its product as uncharacterized. The coding region runs from base 7 to 921 and encodes 304 amino acids. Lineage: Eukaryota; Metazoa; Arthropoda; Insecta; Lepidoptera; Papilionidae. The transcript is spliced from 2 exons. The record is from RefSeq and is a predicted model, not a curated record.
UCUAAAAUGGAUUUAAAACAGCUUUUGAUCGUCGUUGCUUUUGCUACAUUGGUGUGUAGUAUUGAAACUGACGACAUUGAACAUAAAAAGAGAGGCGCUGGGAAAUCGACUGGAGUGAACACUAUCCCCACUGGUAUACAGAAGCCAGAUUAUACUUAUACCAUUUAUACUCAAAACCCUAAUACACAGAGCAGUCACAGUACAUCAAGUCAAAGUUACCAAACUCAAAUCCCUAACUCUUUCUAUCCUAACCAAGCCAAUAGUCAGUAUUAUUCUUCCGUUUCCUCCAACGAAGGGACUCAUUCAAAUCCACCUCAAACAAAUGCACAACACCAAGGUUCAGCACAAUUUGUACCUCUCAACUUCAUUCCAAAUCCAGGUUACCAAGCUAAAUAUCAAAUUGUACCUGCUAAGUCAGCUAACGGUAUUCAACUAGCCCUUGUCCAAUCGUCUUCUGGAUAUUCGCCACAGAAUUUACAUGUGUCCCAGCCAGCAGUUUAUCCACAACCUACAAACCAAGUAAAUUCACACAACAAUCAAUUAGUAAAUUCAGUUUUCCCGCACGGACAUUUCAAUUUUCCCAAUUAUCAACCAUUGAUAGGUUCGCCUUAUUUGUCUCAAACGCCUACAAUUCUUGUUCCGCAAAUAAAUCAUCCGUUUUAUAACAACCUCCUUUAUUCUAGUCCAGGUCAAAACAUUUAUUAUCCAACGAAUGUCCAACCUAAAUACAGUUAUACACAAAAUUCCCCCUCAAGCAAUACAAAUGAUUAUGAAAAGUUGCAAGGACCUAUUUCACAAAGUAACUCUAAGGAAAGUAAUGAUAUUUCCGCACAAAACAGCGAAGUGAUACAUGGUGAUUCUAUUUCUGGUUAUAAAAAUGGAUAUACAGGUCGUAGUCAAACAUAUACCAAAUUGACAUAA